AUGAAAUACAUUGGGUAUAGCAAAAUAAGUGGAAUUUGGUUUAAUCUUGAAUCACAACCACAUGUUUCUGCUUCUUAUGCUGAACCACCAGUUUCGGACUAUGGGUUUGAGGAAGAGGCAAGAGAAUAUCUCAACUCAGUUCAUAUAGAUGAUGAUCCAGUGGACAAGUAUAGUCUUCCUGAGCAGCAACAACAACUACAAGAAGAUCUUGAGACUGAAGUUGUGGUUGAGAAAACUCCUACACGGGAGGCAUAUCCACCGGUGCCUAAUGUUGCUCAUACUAUCCGUGAAACCCCUGUCACUCUUAUGGAAGAGUCUUUUGAGGAGCCUGCUAAGAAAACUUAUGCAUCUAUUUUAUGUGUCUCCAAAGGCCAAUCAGUGUUGCACGUUGCACUCGAACAUGCCCCACAUCAUUCUUUUCAAAGUUCUCCUCCUUCAGAGUUUAAUCAUGUGACACAGCCUGCUACUCAGCAGGCUGUGGUGAAGCCUGUUUAUCAGCAGUCAAGCUUAGUAUCUGCAUAUACUUCAGAGUCAAGGGCCGAUGCAGCAGUGGAUGGCUACAAAUUUGACCAUGAAGAAGUAACAUCUGUCUAUGUGAGAAACCUGCCUGCUGAUAUUACCGAAGCUAAAGACCUGUAUAAGCAUAAAAACAUCCGAAUUCAAUUAAUACUCAACAAAAACUCUAAUAGAAAUUUAUAUUGGAUCUAA
Messenger RNA from Lathyrus oleraceus (garden pea), 708 nucleotides. RefSeq lists its product as uncharacterized. The transcript has a single exon. Gene Ontology annotation, molecular function: mRNA binding. Gene Ontology annotation, cellular component: ribonucleoprotein complex; cytosol. The record is from RefSeq and is a predicted model, not a curated record. NCBI's taxonomy places the organism in Eukaryota, Viridiplantae, Streptophyta, Magnoliopsida, Fabales, Fabaceae. The coding region runs from base 1 to 708 and encodes 235 amino acids.